AUGGACGCACACGCGGUGCAUUUGGCCUUGGCGGCGCUCGUCGGAGCCUCCGUCGUGGCCGUGUCCGCGUAUUACAUGCACCGCAAGACGCUUGCGCAGUUGCUGGAGUUCGCGCGCACGGUCGAGCGCGAGGCUGAGGGUGGCGGCGGUUCAGACGGGGAAUCACCGCCGGUGCAUUUGAAGAAGCGCCGCGGCGCCACGAGGAGACGGGGCAACGGAGCGUACCGGCUCGGCUCGGCGUCGUUGCCUGACGUCACCUUGAUCUCCAGCGGGUUCGACGGGGACGAGAAGCGGAACGGAACGGUUCACGUUGAGGGGAUUCCGCCGGGGCUGCCUAGGCUGCACACGCUCCGUGAAGGAAAAUCUGCACAAUCUGGUUCCUUCAAGAGAAGCCUAUUAAGACCAACAUCUCCCAAGUCCCCUGUUGCAAGUGCUAGUGCCUUUGAAAGUGUAGAGGGAUCAGAUGAUGAAGAUAACAUGACAGAGAAAGAUAAAUUGGAGUCUGAGUAUCUGCACGCAAAUGGCAAUGUUGGUCCAGAAGGUAAAAUCCCAUUUGAGACUUUACCUAAUGCUAAUGGAGAGCAGAUGGCAAUUGCUCCAAGUAUGAUCCGUUCUCAUAGUGUUUCUGGUGACCUGCAUGGUGUGCAGCCUGACCCAAUAGCAGCUGACAUUCUGAGGAAAGAGCCAGAGCAUGAAACUUUUGCAAAAUUGAAAAUUACUCCUAUUGAGGCUCCGUCACCUGAUGAAGUUGAAGCCUAUGUGGUUCUUCAAGAAUGCCUUGAAAUAAGAAAAAGAUAUAUUUUUAGAGAAGCCAUUGCUCCUUGGGACAAAGAAGUUAUAUCUGACCCCAGUACACCCAAGCCUAACCCAGAUCCAUUUUUAUACACUCCUGAAGGAAAAUCUGAUCAUUACUUCGAAAUGCGGGAUGGGGUUAUUCAUGUAUAUCCAGAUAGAGAAGCAAAAGAAGAGCUUUUUCCUGUUGCUGAUGCGACUACAUUUUUCACUGAUCUUCAUCACAUACUUCGAGUCAUAGCGGCAGGGAAUAUAAGAACUUUAUGCCAUCAUAGGCUCAAUCUUCUAGAACAGAAAUUCAAUCUUCAUUUGAUGCUAAAUGCGGAUAGAGAAUUUCUUGCUCAGAAAAGUGCUCCACAUCGAGACUUCUAUAAUGUCAGGAAAGUUGAUACUCAUGUCCACCAUUCAGCAUGCAUGAAUCAGAAACAUCUUUUAAGAUUCAUAAAGUCAAAGCUGAGAAAAGAGCCUGAUGAGGUUGUAAUAUUUCGAGAUGGGACAUAUCUAACCUUGAAAGAGGUUUUCGAGAGUUUGGACUUAACUGGAUAUGAUCUCAAUGUUGACCUUUUGGACGUUCAUGCAGACAAGAGCACUUUUCAUCGCUUUGAUAAGUUCAAUCUUAAAUACAAUCCUUGUGGUCAAAGUAGGCUCAGGGAGAUAUUUCUAAAGCAGGAUAAUCUCAUUCAAGGGAGGUUUCUGCACAAGCCAAGUGGUUCAAUAUACACUGGUUUGGGCAUUGUGAUUAAGUGCAGAAGUUUUGUUGGUGUAGUAAGAAGUUUGGAAUUUAAGACAACUUAUACCUGCAAUGUUAAUAAAAAAGCAAUUGCUAAUUUCACCUGUCGUUUUCUUGGUGAGGUGACUAAGCAAGUGUUUUCGGAUCUUGCUGCCAGUAAAUAUCAGCAUUUGCAGUGGGGUAGGUCCUAUGCAUCCAAGCAACUUUGGGAACUUGAGAAGCUUAGAGAUUUGAAACAAACGGAGAUAACAAUGGCAGCUGAAAUUGGCUGCCAGUCCCUGGAUGUUGGAUGUCUGUUAACUUAUCUUUCUGUGCCUAAUUAUUCACAGAUGGCUGAAUAUAGAAUAUCAAUAUAUGGUCGGAAGCAAAGUGAGUGGGACCAAUUAGCUAGUUGGAUAGUUAAUAAUGAUUUGUACAGUGAGAAUGUUGUUUGGUUGAUUCAGCUUCCGCGGUUGUACAAUGUGUACAAAGAAAUGGGAAUUGUUACAUCAUUCCAGAACAUGCUUGACAAUAUUUUUAUUCCCCUUUUUGAGGUUACUGUCGACCCAGAUUCACAUCCUCAACUGCAUGUUUUCUUGAAACAGGUUGUUGGGUUGGAUUUGGUGGAUGAUGAAAGCAAACCUGAAAGACGGCCAACAAAACACAUGCCUACACCUGAUCAAUGGACUAAUGUGUUCAAUCCAGCAUUUUCAUAUUAUGUCUAUUACUGUUAUGCAAAUCUUUACACCUUAAACAAGCUUCGUGAAUCAAAGGGAAUGACAACAAUCAAAUUCCGUCCACAUUCUGGAGAGGCUGGUGAUAUUGACCAUCUUGCAGCAACCUUUCUCACGGCUCACAACAUUGCACAUGGAAUCAAUUUGAAAAAAUCUCCUGUGCUUCAAUAUUUAUAUUAUUUAGCCCAGAUUGGGCUGGCAAUGUCUCCUUUGAGCAAUAACUCCCUAUUCUUGGACUACCAUCGAAAUCCUUUUCCCAUGUUCUUCUUACGGGGUCUGAAUGUGUCACUUUCUACUGAUGAUCCUCUCCAAAUUCACUUAACCAAGGAACCAUUGGUUGAAGAAUAUAGUAUUGCUGCUUCUGUGUGGAAGUUGAGCUCAUGUGAUUUAUGUGAGAUAGCCCGGAAUUCAGUAUAUCAAUCUGGUUUCUCACAUGCUUUAAAGUCACAUUGGAUUGGUAAGGAGUACUACAAGAGAGGGCCAAAUGGAAAUGAUAUUCAGAGAACAAAUGUUCCUCACAUUCGGUUGGAAUUCCGUGAUACGGUUUUGCUCUCUCAUGGCUCAUUACCUGCACAAAUUUGGAAGGAGGAGAUGCAACAGGUUUAUCUGGGCAAAGCAAUCAUUCCUGAAGAAGUUGAGAAAUAA
This is a messenger RNA of Sphenostylis stenocarpa, 2880 nucleotides long. Lineage: Eukaryota; Viridiplantae; Streptophyta; Magnoliopsida; Fabales; Fabaceae. The record is from the annotation of a GenBank genome assembly.